AUGUUUGGACGAAGACUCCUUCCUGUUCUUAAAAAGUUUCCCAAUAAAGCAGUAGCAAAAUCUCCUUCAUGUGCAAGCAAUGGUCCAUCAAAUGAUAGGUUUACAAUGUUGACUUAUAAUAUGUUGUCUCCCCACUACAUGUGGCCCCAAGUUUACACCUAUGUUCAAGAAAAGUACAAGGAUUGGGGAUACAGACAUCAAUUAUUGGAAACAGAAUUGUUUUACAAGUACAAGGCGGACAUCAUUUGCUUACAGGAGUUGACUGGUACCGAUUACAAUGAGUUUUGGAAAGACCAGAUGAAGAAUAGAAUAAAUUAUGGGUCUAACUUUGCUAUUAAACCCCCUCCAACGUAUUGGACAAAAUCAGAGAAAGACAUGGAUGGGGUAGGCAUAUUCUACAACCUGGAUAAAUUCACUUAUUUGUUCUCCAAUCAAAUAUAUCUCAAUGAUCUCGUAGGGACUUUUGAUCAGCAAGAGCUUAACUAUCUUCAUAAUCAAAAUAUAACACUAACAAACGGGGCAGGCGAUGUAAUUGGUCAAGACAAUGUGUACAAUGUAUCGAAGGCUAGAAACCAGGUUUGCUUAUUUGUGCUCUUAAGGCACAAAGAAACGAAGUCGAUUAUCGUAGUCAUUAAUACACAUCUUUACUGGAAAUAUGAUGAAGUCAAAUUAGUCCAAUGUUUAACUAUCAUGCGGAAACUACAACGAAUCAUUAAAGGUUUAUUAAUGGGACUUGAAGAUGUCACUUAUUCUAAUGUAAAGAUAUUGUUUAGUGGCGACUUCAAUUCCACAAGAGAUUCCCUGGUCAUCAAGUUCUUAAACGGAGAAAUGAUCAAUCAUGGGGAUAUCAAUUUACAGAACCCAAUGCGUGCCUAUUUAAGCCAUUCCAUCUAUGAUGAAAUCCCAGAUGAUUCUUACAUACACACUUGCUAUUCAGGGAAGCUAAAAGGUAUAUUUGACUACAUUUGGUUCCACCAAGGAGAUUUCGAGGUAGUAAAGGUUCUAAGUGGUGCAGAAGUAUCAAAAGAACUGGAUAGUCUACAACAGUUUGGUCUUCCGAAUGAAAACCAUCCAAGUGAUCAUAUCCCAGUGCUAACAGAGCUAAGAAUACUAUGA
Kluyveromyces marxianus DMKU3-1042 is the source of this 1116-nucleotide messenger RNA. It is a transcript of the gene NGL1, whose product is annotated as RNA exonuclease. Gene Ontology annotation, molecular function: poly(A)-specific ribonuclease activity. The coding region runs from base 1 to 1116 and encodes 371 amino acids. The transcript has a single exon. The record is from RefSeq and is a predicted model, not a curated record. NCBI's taxonomy places the organism in Eukaryota, Fungi, Ascomycota, Saccharomycetes, Saccharomycetales, Saccharomycetaceae.